AUGAAGACCUCGGCCAUCGUCUUCUCCCUCCUUUCCGGCGCGUUUGGUGCUGCGCUUGAUAGCAGGAACUACAUUUCCUACUGCAAGUCCUACGUCGACACGUACGACGACAUACCCGCCAGCACGCUCCUGCCAACGCUCACUCCGGUCAAUAUCUACAAUGGCCUUGACUACGGUGGUUUCCUCGCCGCCCAACCAAUCGUGGGCACCGCUGGAAUCGUCCCAAAGUCACUCCCAAACAACGCCGUUGCGACGUUGUCGCAAGAUAUUCUCGAGCUGGGCUCCCUAAGCCUCAACCCCUUUGGCACCAUUGCCGCCGCCUCCGGUACCAAGUCUUUCAACCUCGUCAGCUUCUACUUCGGCUGCCUUCUCAGUAGCAAGACCGGCGCUGCUGAUCUCUCCGAGGGAUGCACCGUCGCUGUCACCGGCUACUACACGAACGGCCAACAGGCUCCCGAGGUCACCUUCGCUUUCGCGCCAACUAGCCCAAAUGCCGCCCCGCUCAAUCUCGCCACCCUACCCUCGACCUACACCGGCUUGAAGAACGUCACGUUCGGUAUCGCGAAUGCCGCCGUUCAGCAACAGGAUACCGACUUCGUUGUUGACAACUUGGUGCACUGCAACUACUCGUAG
Baudoinia panamericana UAMH 10762 is the source of this 633-nucleotide messenger RNA. RefSeq lists its product as uncharacterized. Lineage: Eukaryota; Fungi; Ascomycota; Dothideomycetes; Mycosphaerellales; Teratosphaeriaceae. The record is from RefSeq and is a predicted model, not a curated record. Bases 1 to 633 code for a protein of 210 amino acids. The transcript has 5 exons.